UCUCUCUCUCUCUCUCUCUCUCUCUCUCUCUCUCUCUCUCUCUCUCUCUCUCUCUCUCUUUUUUACGGAAGGGGUACUUUUUUCGACACAUCACCAUCAAGCGCCAUUUUGCUGUUGAACAAAACCAGCGAAGGCGGAUCGAGGACUAGCAUCAAAGACACACCAAGAUGGGGAACUUUGCAAGUCUCUUUAAAGGACUGUUUGGCAAGAAAGAGAUGAGGAUUCUGAUGGUCGGACUAGAUGCUGCUGGAAAGACCACCAUUCUGUACAAGCUCAAACUGGGAGAGAUCGUUACCACCAUCCCUACCAUUGGUUUUAAUGUUGAGACUGUAGAGUUCAAGAAUAUCAGUUUCACGGUGUGGGAUGUGGGCGGUCAGGACAAGAUCCGGCCACUCUGGAGGCAUUAUUUCCAAAACACACAAGGUCUUAUCUUUGUAGUGGACAGUAACGACAGAGAGCGAAUCGGGGAAGCCAAGGAGGAGCUGAUGCGAAUGUUGGCUGAGGAUGAGCUGAGGGAUGCUGUGCUGCUUGUGUUCGCUAACAAACAGGACUUGCCGAAUGCCAUGAAUGCAGCCGAGAUCACGGACAAGCUUGCCCUGCACUCCCUCCGCCAUCGUAACUGGUAUAUCCAGGCCACAUGUGCUACUAGUGGAGACGGGCUCUAUGAGGGUCUGGACUGGCUUUCAAGCCAGCUAAAGCACGCUAAAUGAUCCACCCCCCAUCUGUCGGCCAUGUCUGCAGUGUUUUGGGGGCAGCACUGGCCUCGGUCCCACCCUCUCCUCGCCUUUUCCGUUUCUUCUGAGUAAUUCUGGACCCGUGGCCAGUGCUGCUCAGCAUCCAUGUACUGUAUGUGUGUGUUUGGAGAAGGAACGUUGAGUGUGUGUGAGAGUUGUAAUGUGUGUGUGUUGAGCUAAGUGGGAGCAGCCCUGCUGUGCCUUGAACACGGUUAGCUCUCAGUCAACCCAUUCCUCCGGUGUCGGCACGUCCUACGGUGCUGGUUUCCACAAGGCUAAAAGCAAAGAACGGUCCUGAGUGCUCUGUGUCUUCAAAACGAAUGUUUCUAAACAAACCAAAUGGCAACAAAUCAGUUUUUACAGUUUCUAGGUACAUUAAAACCUUAUGGUAUGGCUCCUUUCACCCUCCAAAGCUCUAACAUCCGGUCAGUGUUUAAUUAUUAGUGUUGCGUUCUUGUGUGAUCAAACGAUGCAUACAACUUAAAAUGUUUAGUCAUGAAGCUGCAGGUGUUUGAUCAAAAUAAUUCAUAUUUGGCACUUAUGCAUGUGGCUAAGUUCCACAUGUUAAUGGUUUUGAUCCAGAUCAGUCGUGGCUGAACGUUUUUGCUUUAUUAUUCCUAAAUAGAUUUGUGUUUUUCCCAAAUGAAAAAGGUCACGAGAUCCAGUCUGGAUCUGGUAAAGGCAAUAAAUGUAGUUGUGCAUGUUUACAUAUUUGGAGGAGUGUAACUAUUGCAUGGUGUGUUUGUAUCGCUGAAGCCUGACCGGGCUUCAGAUACACUCGGUUCAUUGUUACAACCAGUUGCUCCCACUCUCGCUCUUUAUUUCCUUUGGGGGGGGGGGGUUGUUACCAGGUGUGUUGUCCUUUUAUGGAUGAAACACUCUUGGGACCAAAUGAUUGACUUCAGAAAGGCGUUGUUGUGUUGAGUUUUAGAUUUGUCUGCAGAAAAGGCAGCAGCCAGCUUUUGUGUUCAUGCUUAUGUCCCCGACGCCGUUGCUGUGAUCGAUGGCGUGUUUUCAAUCUGAGGUGUUUAAAACAGCCUUAUAAAUGCAUAUGUAGAGCUCCAGGCUUUGUGCUUCAGGUGGGGGUGCGUCCCCUGUUUGGUAUUUACACGACAUUAUACCAUUUGUACAAACACAUCACAACAUGUGCAUGUGUGAAGGCAGCUGUUUUAUCCGUCAGCUGUUGCAGUAAACACACACACACACACACACACACACACACACACACACACCCCCGACUCUCUCUGUUUCUCUACACCAGCAGAUCUAAGAAUGUUGCUCCAGGGUAACCAGAAUAGUUUUCCUCACACCUGUUUCCCAGAACCAGAACCCAGUCUACAACAGUUCCCGCUGAGUGAGGAUGGCUGCACACUUAGUUUUCACUGACCUCUACAGGGAGCUGCAAGUUCCCAAUUUUGUUUUCUAUAACUGGACAUUUUUCUUUGAAAGUUGUAAUGGAAUGACUAAUCUUUGACCUUGUUAUUUUAUUCAUUGAAUUAAUAAAGUAUUGAUCAAUUAAAAGAAACAAGUCUGUUAGAAGUGUUUUAACGUGACAUUUUCUAUCAUCCUUUGGCCAGAUGUGAAGCUUUAAUUUGCCAGAUCACUUGUGUACAGAUGACACGUGUGCAUAUGUAUUUCUUUCUUUUCUUUUAAUGCAUUUUAAAACUCAUCAUGUAACCUCUGAUAAAUGCACUAUAAUAAAAAGAAUAUCUAUUGUA
Messenger RNA from Nothobranchius furzeri (turquoise killifish), 2452 nucleotides. It is a transcript of the gene arf2a, whose product is annotated as ADP-ribosylation factor 2a. Lineage: Eukaryota; Metazoa; Chordata; Actinopteri; Cyprinodontiformes; Nothobranchiidae. The record is from RefSeq and is a predicted model, not a curated record. Gene Ontology annotation, molecular function: GTPase activity; GTP binding. Gene Ontology annotation, biological process: intracellular protein transport; vesicle-mediated transport. Gene Ontology annotation, cellular component: cytoplasm; plasma membrane.